Molecule: messenger RNA, 1984 nt
Organism: Alligator mississippiensis (American alligator)
Lineage: Eukaryota; Metazoa; Chordata; Crocodylia; Alligatoridae
Product: natural killer cell receptor 2B4-like
Exons: 4
Coding region: 24-821 (265 amino acids)
Biological process (GO): natural killer cell activation involved in immune response
Cellular component (GO): external side of plasma membrane
Molecular function (GO): MHC class I protein binding
Source: RefSeq, a predicted model, not a curated record
CUGCCCUGCACAGCUCAGCUGGGAUGAAGGGGGCUCUCGGACCCCUCCUGCUCUCCCUCCUUCUGCUCCUCCAAGCUGGAGGUUGUCAAGAAGUAAAAGUGAUGGCUGCUGUUGGGGAGAUGGUUCACCUGCAGCCCAAGACAUGGCCAUUGUCCUGGGUGGCAAUCAACUGGAAAGUGAAACUGCAUUUAGAAGGCUACUGGAUCCUCAGACACGAUCAGAACAGGACCUCGGCCAGUCCAUUACUGCCCUUUGCUGACAGAGUCUCUUUUCACCCUGGGAAUCUCUCGCUGCAGAUUAACUCGGUCACGGAGAAAGAAAGUGGCCUCUACACCAUGGACCUGAAGCUGGGGGAUGGCUCUGGAAUCACCAGGAAUUUUCAGCUGUUUGUGCUGGACCGUGUCCAGCAGCCCAACAUCAAGGCAUCUACUUCCCAGGAACAUGGACAAUGCUACCUUACCCUGUCCUGCUUGGUGCCCAAAGCUGCCUGGGUCACCUACAGCUGGUCUCAAGGCGUAUCUUCCAGCCCAGCCCCAGAGGACCGUUGGCUCCAAGAGCAUCAAGCUGAUCUGCAGCUGGAGAUCACUAAAAGCAGCAGCAACACCUUCUAUCACUGCAAUGUCAGCAAUGCCAUCAGCUGGGGCAUGGCCACCAUCGAUGUCGAACCACUGUGCAACUACACAGCAAACACGCCUGACCCGGCCUCAUCGCUGUCCUACUGCCAGGCCAAGGGGCUCAUCCUGCUGUUGGUGCUGGGGGUGCUGAUCACCGGGACCGUGGCGGUGCACAUCAUGCCUGGCAAGCUGCCGAAACAGGACUGAGCAGGGCCCAGCCCACACCAGCCCUGCUCUGCUCUGGGAGGGAAGGAUAGAAAAGCUGCAGCAAGGAGGAGAAGCAGCCAGUGGGCUGCGGGGGUCCGACUCCCAGCGACACAGACCAGUUCCUAAAGCAUCACAGGUGCCCUGGAGGAGAAGUGCCACCCCAUCGCUGCCUCCUACCGUGCCCGGCGGGGACAACAGACCAUGGCCCCCAGUCUGCAAGGCAGUCACUGGCUGGGCUCAGGGACCCACAGACACGGGCAAGACACAACACCGCUGUCCCGGGGGAGCAGCAGCCUCUAAACAAACUUUCCCUCCUCUGCACUGUCUGCUCUCUGAACCCUCAGGGUCAAUCCUCCCCCAACUACUCCCCUAGAGCCCCAUGGGGUUGCACCGUGGCCCCCAGGGCUUGUUCAGCCAUCAGCAUUGUGGGUGCCAACGUCCCUGGGAGGCAGGAUCUCCACUGGCAGGGGUAAUGCCCAAGCACCCUCUUCCCCCCCCCCAUUUCUCUUUUGCAACAAACCCAGCCCAGCCCCAUCAGGGGGAAGCUCCCAACAAGCCUUGCUGCCUGCCCCUGCACUUCCUGCCCCUCCUUGAAAGCCUGCCUCCACUGCACCCACCCCAGUGCCCGGCCUGGCCCCUGCUCCUGCUCCUCUUCCCAGGCAGGGCACUGCUCUACUGCUGGGCCAAGGGGCUUGUCCUGCUGCCACCUGCCCUGGCUCCCAGGUUUACACAGACUUGGACCCAGGAGCAGGGCCCCGCAGGGUGCUCUGUUGGGACCCAGAGUCCUCCUGGCCUGCGGUUUGAGCUUUGGGCUUAGCUUAAGCUCUGUGCUUUGCAUGAAUUGUGGUCAAGAUGAGCACGCAGUGUAAGGAGCAGGUGGGAAAAUACUGUCCCUGCCUGAAACCAAAUCGAGAAGUUGGCUUACUAAUUUGAAUAAAUAUAGCCUGGACAAAAGAGCAAACCUACCCCCACCUAAGAAUGAAAACAUCACCUCCGAAUAGACAAUCCCAGUUAACGGUUACCAUAAUUUGGCAAACACAAGUAAAAUUAUUAAUAUGCAUUACGAGAAAGGCUUACGUUGAUUUUCUGUAUUAAGAAAUGCAAGCUAUCUGGUAUGUAAAGAAAGGAGAGGGUUCAAUAAACUUGCUUCUAGUUUAGGACAA